Molecule: messenger RNA, 7041 nt
Organism: Paramormyrops kingsleyae
Lineage: Eukaryota; Metazoa; Chordata; Actinopteri; Osteoglossiformes; Mormyridae
Product: receptor tyrosine-protein kinase erbB-2
Biological process (GO): protein phosphorylation; positive regulation of MAPK cascade; positive regulation of cell population proliferation
Cellular component (GO): signaling receptor complex; basal plasma membrane; plasma membrane
Molecular function (GO): transmembrane receptor protein tyrosine kinase activity; ATP binding
Source: RefSeq, a predicted model, not a curated record
CGAGAAAGGAUCGAUGCGAAAUCUCACCCAAUUUUAUUUUAAAUCUGACAGUUUUGCGCAUAUGUUCGUCUUAUUUCUCUAACAUUUGUUAAAAAAAAACACACUUCAAAGACGAGCAACAUAAUGUGUCAUGUGUUUGAAAAGGUUUCAGAGUGCCCACUUUUGGACCUUUCACUUCAUGAUAUUAUAACACUGACAGUAUCGUUUCAAAAAGGUUUUAGAUAUUUGAAUUGUUGGUUACUUGGACCUAUAGAGUCAAAGAGAGAUUCCAGACUUAAUGACUUUGCGACUUCAGUGAGGCGGGGCCGGGACAGUGAAGCGCCACUCCCCUGGUCGGGCCUUGGUGACAAUCUUUACUAGCAAUCUCACAGUUUCAAUCGGGACAUGGUAAAUCUGGGUCGGACUGUACUUCGUUAAUAACUAACAGAUAACAGCAAAUACACUUGCGGACGUUCCAACGAGCUGAAGUUCAGUGAUUGUCGCGGACGGGCCGGACAGGAGGGGCACACUGCGGUUAAUAUGAAGCAGUGAUCGGCUGUAGAAGAAUCUAUGGAGGCGGUGAGAAGUUGCCUGCUGAUAGCAGUGCUUUUGGUGGGAGCCGCGAGCGAUCCGGCCACGGAAGAUCUCCCAGUAUGCCUCGGCACAGACAUGAAGUUGGCGCUGCUGUCAAGUCCUGAAAACCAGUAUGAGAUGCUGCGGCUGAUGUACACCGGGAGCCAGGUCGUGCAUGGCAAUCUGGAGAUCACGCACCUGCAGGGGGCGCUGGACCUCAGCUUCCUUCAGGGCAUCGUAGAGGUACAGGGCUACGUCCUGAUCGCCAACGUCUCGGUGCCCUUGGUGCCCCUGGACAGCCUCCGCAUCAUCCGUGGCAGCCAGCUCUACAACUCGAGCUACGCUCUGGCCGUGAAGGAUAAUGGUGGACUGAGCGAGCUGCGCUUACGAAGCCUGACAGAAAUCCUCCUGGGGGGGGUCUACAUUUACGACAACCCCCGGCUCUGCUUCCCAGACGCAAGAAAGAUCCUGUGGAAUGAUACUCUGGAUGAACAGAACACAUACAAGAACCUAGUGGAGGUGCAGAAGCGUCCAGCCCUUUGUCGGAGCUGCCAUCCGGCUUGUAAGAACCAGGCCUGCUGGGGAUCGACGGCCCAGGAUUGUCAGAGCCUGACCCACAUCCAGUGUGCUUCCGGGUGCCUCCGCUGUAAGGGUCCAAAGUCCAAUGACUGCUGUCAUAAGCAGUGUGCCGUCGGCUGCAUCGGGCCCAAGGACACCGACUGCCUGGCAUGCCGUCACUUCAAUGACAGUGGAACGUGUAGAGAAAACUGCCCACCCCCCAUCAUCUAUGACCCAAUAACCUAUCAGUCCAAACCCAACAAGAACAGGAAGUACAGCCUGGGCGCCACAUGUGUCAGAGAGUGUCCUGAUAACUACCUAGCCAUGCCGAUGGCCUGCACCAAGGUGUGUCCCAAAGCCAACCAGGAGGUCGUCGUCACAUUCCCUAAUGGCACAGAGAUCCAGAAGUGUGAGACAUGCGACGGAGACUGUCCCAAAGUCUGUUAUGGUCUAGGCAUGGGAGACCUCCAAGGUGUGCAUGCCGUGACCUCCUCCAACAUCGCCCUUUUCUCUGGCUGCAAGAAGAUCUUUGGCAGCCUGGCCUUCCUCCCUGAGACCUUUAAUGGAGACCCGAGAACCAACACCUCGGCCCUGGAGCCGGCGCAGCUCGACGUGUUCAAGAGCCUGCAAGAGAUCACAGGCUACCUGUAUAUUGAGGCUUGGCCGGAAAACUCGACCGACCUGAGUGUGUUUCAGAACCUGACGGUGAUCAGAGGAAGGAUGCUGUACAGGGGCGUGCUGUCGCUGGGUGUGCAGAACCUGCAGGUGGAGUCUCUAGGCCUUCGCUCCCUGCGUCGCAUUACCGGCGGCCUGGUCCUGUUGAAUGGCAACCGCCGCCUCUGUCACGCCAGCUCCAUUCGGUGGGAAAGGAUAAUGCACCCCCCCAAGAGGUCAGGUCUGCAGCAGGUCAUCCUCACAGAGAACCGGAGCCCUGAGGAGUGUGCGGCAGAUGGGCAACUGUGUCACCCCUUGUGUGCUAACGAGAGCUGCUGGGGGCCAGGACCAGGCCAAUGCGUGUCCUGCCUCAUGUUCCAGCGUGGGACGGAGUGUGUGGAAGAGUGCAACAUCCUGCAAGGGUCUCAGCGGGAGUACAGUGACAGCAGCGUGUGUCUCCUGUGUCACCCGGAGUGUCGCCCCAUGAACGGCUCAACCUCCUGCCAUGGGCAGGGGGCACACCAGUGCCGGGAGUGCCUGCACUUCCAGGACGGCGACACCUGUGUGUCACAUUGUCCCAGCGGGGAGAAAGUGGAGCAGCAGACCGUGUGGAAAUACGCCAACGAGACCAGGCACUGCCUGCCCUGCAGCACCAACUGCACUCUGCAGUGCACCGUGAUGGAUGAGCGGGGAUGCCCCGUGCCCCCUGGCACAGGGCCGGGCACUUUCAUCGCCCCCGUGAUAGGUGGAGUCCUCCUCCUCAUCAUUCUAGUGAUGCUCAUGGUCUUCUACCUACGCCGCCAGAGGCACCUGAAGAGGAAGGAGACAAUGAGGAGGAUCUUGCAGGAGAAUGAGCUGGUCGAGCCCCUUACCCCCAGUGGCGCCGUGCCUAACCAAGCCCAGAUGCGCAUCCUGAAGGAGACAGAACUGAAGAAGCUGAGAGUGCUGGGCUCUGGGGCCUUUGGCACUGUCUACAGGGGAGUCUGGGCACCUGAUGGAGAAAAUGUGAAGAUCCCAGUGGCCAUCAAGGUGUUGAGGGAGAACACCUCUCCCAAAGCCAACAAGGAGAUCCUAGAUGAGGCAUACGUUAUGGCCGGGGUGGCCAGCCCAUAUGUCUGCCGCCUGCUGGGAAUCUGCCUGACCUCCACAGUACAGCUGGUCACCCAGCUCAUGCCCUACGGCUGUUUGCUGGAGUAUGUGCGCGAAAACAAAGACCGUGUCGGCUCCCAGUACCUGCUCAACUGGUGCGUGCAGAUCGCCAAGGGGAUGAGCUACCUGGAGGAUGUGCGGCUGGUCCACCGGGACCUUGCGGCUCGCAAUGUCCUGGUGAAGAACCCCAACCAUGUCAAGAUCACUGACUUUGGUCUGGCACGCUUACUGGACAUAGAUGAGACGGAGUAUCAUGCUGAUGGGGGCAAGGUGCCCAUCAAGUGGAUGGCUCUGGAGUCCAUCCUGCACAGGAAGUUCACACAUCAGAGUGACGUCUGGAGCUACGGUGUCACGGUGUGGGAACUGAUGACGUUUGGGGCCAAACCCUAUGACAUGAUCCCUGCCAGGGAAAUCCCAGAGCUGUUGGAGGGGGGAGAUAGGUUGCCUCAGCCCCUCAUCUGUACCAUUGACGUCUACAUGAUUAUGGUGAAAUGCUGGAUGAUUGACCCAGAGAGCCGGCCUAGGUUCCGGGAACUGGUGACAGAGUUCAGCAGCAUGGCCCGGGACCCUUCCCGAUACGUGGUCAUCCAGAACGACGAUCAGAUCAGCCCAGUGGACAGCCAUUUCUAUCGCACGCUCCUGGAGGAGGAAGGACCUGGCGUGAGCGAGCUGCUGGAUGCGGAGGAGUACCUCGUGCCUCACAUGGACCUCUUCAGGACCCAGGGAGAGCUGGCCAGCAAUGGGCCCUCGAGGCAUCACUCCCAUAGGAGCACCGAGAACAGCCUGGAUUGGGAUGGUCCAGUGGGAGCGAGGAGCAUGAAUCCAUCAGUCAGCACGCUGGGGAGGAGUCAGUACCCCACCCUGACCAUGGGGGCCAGCAUGAAAGGGCUGUGGGGCUCCCAUUACCCCCUGGCCCGUAGUGUAUCUCACCGCUCUGCGGGGGGACAGUCGGAUUCUGUUUUCCUGGAUGUGGGGACAGAGGCUAGCGCCCCCAUCAAUGGCCUGCGGUACUGUGAUGACCCCACGUUUGCGGCUAUGAGGGACAGUGACAUGGAGAUAGAUGGGCCGGCUCUGUUUCUUUCACAGACGAUCUCCCUGGGAGGUCAGGGACAGCCCGAAUACGUAAAUCAGGUGGUGCAGAACGGUGGAGUGAGCUACACAGAGCGCCCCAGCACGUUGCCACGGCGAGCAUCUGGGUCAACACGCCGCUUCCGCAGUGGCCUGAUGCCUGGCAACAGCGUAGAGAAUCCUGAGUACCUGGUGCCGACUGGAGGUCCGUCACCUGCUUUUGACAACCCCUUCUACCUGGACCUGGCCAAGGCACGUGCCGGGGGCCCCAGCCCGUCGGCUCCGCCCCUCCCACGACUGACCAAUGGCUUCGCCACGCCCACAGCAGAGAACCCCGAGUAUCUGGGACUGGCAGACAGCUGGAGUAGGCAGCAGGGUCACACUUGAGCUGGACAGUCCCCGCUGUGCCACCUCUAAGCUAUGACCUUUCUACCCGUCCUACCUGGCCAUCCUCGUCCCUCUCUGGGCCAGCCUACCAUGUCUCUCCAGCUCUUUGACCUGUGCUCUAAUGGCUGGAUGUCUAGGUUGAUCUCCCUUCAGCAUCCCAUCUCAAAGCCUUUUCUAGACAACCUUGAUCCCAUUUCUCACACAUUAACCCAAAGCCAGAGAGGACAGGGUGUUGUGGUUCCUGGUCCAGGUGGAUGGGGGCGGGGGGGGGGGGGGUGAAACUCCUCCUCUCCAGCAGGGUCUCUGUUCCCAAAAUGGAAUGGAGGAACAUGUGAGAGAUUUGUAGGCCCAGUGGACUGGAAGGUGACUUUUGGAGUAAAUGUAUCCCCUAUGUCCGACGGGCAGCACAAUGUAGCGUCUGGUCUAUAACAAUAGAAAAAAAAAAACAAGUCAAUGGUUUACUGAGAAGAGAGAAAUCUCCUGGCCAUUAUAAGCUCUUUGGAAGGACAUAGAUCCUGAUGUCUCAAUCAGUAGUGCAGUAUGCAGUAUUUGAACAAAGGAAAGUUGUGUGUAUUGUUUGGAGGUACACACAGAUGCACUUGUCUAUAUUCUUAAUCACAUCAGAAGUUAUCACAGAACUGCUUUUGGUAUUUACCCCAGACCAAAUUUGAGGUCAGAUGGUUUUUUUGGUGGGUAUUUUGUGCUGUGACUCAACAUGGACAUUAAAUUGCUAACAAAAACUAAAAAAUGCUGUAUUUCCAACAAUCACAAAACAUGGUCGGGUGAUUUAACCAUAAUAAUGAAAUCCUUUUGUCAGUCACACUUCAGUGACUUUUUAGGAUUAUCCCAAGUGAAAUACCAAGCUAUUUAGGAACUUUUGAAUGAGGUGCUCACCUGAAUCUCUCCACUAGAAUGUGCAGGUGUUUAAGUGAAGAAAUUUGCUUUGCUUAAAAGCCUCAGCUUAACUAAGUGUAAAUGUAACUGUCAUUAGUGGCCAAACUCACUGGAAGAGAAGAAAAUGAAGGAAAUAAUAAAUAUAUGAGAUGUAGAAACAAGUGACACUGUAGAAAUGAAAGGUAUGAUUUUUUAAUUAUGUUUGAAAAGUUCUGUACUUUUUUUUCAAUUGAGAAUACUGAUGUUCUGGUUCAUUAUUAAUGAGAGCUCUAUUCUCAUGUGUGAUGUUUAAUAUGCACGUAAUUCCAACUAGAACAUUCUGCAGAGACCAUCUGGUUUGUAAGGCAUGUGUAAUUAAAGGGCAUUCAGCACUGCAGGACUGGGCCAGGUUAUGUGAGGAAAUGAUUUGCAUGGCAUUUGUAUUUCUGUGCACGGGGCCGCGCUCUUAGUGGUGCAGCCAGAACAGAAACUGGCCACGUUGUGGUUCAGAAAAGCCAAAUUCCCACAGCUACCAAGAAUGUAUCUACACUUCCAUCUGAGGCUCAUCCUGCAGCUACUGAAGAGUCAUCUUCAGAUUGCAGAGCUUCCCAGAGUCUCUCUGGGUGAAUGUGCUUGCAGUGAUAGAGGAUGGAUGCUUGUAAGAUGCAAAUCAGCUGCAUUGGAGGAAGAGGGUGAGGGUCUUAUUAGGGGCUCCGGUUGGCUGAGGAAGGCCCCCGCAUGCCAUGGCGAGCCCUCAGACAGAAGCAUACUUGCUUGUUGUGUCCUGUGAGCCUGGGGGGGGCUCAUUGUCAUUCAGGGGGCAAGGCCUGCGUGAAAGGAGCUGUUUGUUAUUGCCGGAAGCGGGGCCAUACCCCGACCCGGGCUCCGCCACAAUGCGGGCUGAUGUACGGCUGACUGGUGGGCCCCUGAACAAUGCACAGAGGGCUGAGGGAGGGGUGUGUAGAGGCCCUCCGCCACCCCCAGCUAUCAUUGACGCUGUCCCAGUUUAUGCGGGAUUAAGAUGCCAGCUGGCUGGACGCAGGCUCUCGGAAUAUGGGAGUGCGUAUAGCAACCUGUGCUGUGGACAGUAAACGGGUCCUGUCGGCAUCUCCUCUCUCUCCUAGAGCUGCAGUUAGAUGGAAACAGUCCUUUAGGAGCACAGAGCAAGCUGAUAACAAUGCGAGAUAUGCACCGGGAGGGAGGGGGAGAUUCCGGGCUGGUCUCUGUGCCGGAAUGAGCGGCAUGACUGUAGUCUGUAGUGCUGAGCUCUGUUCAGGUCUGUCACUGAAACGGCACUGCCCUCAUUCAGGUUCCAGGGCCCCAUUCUUACCGCUAUCAAACUGAAAUCCAAAGCUGUGAUGCGCAUCUGGUGAUACCGGUACACUUGUUUUCUUUGAAACACAGGUUAAGAAUCUCGCCCUGUGAAGCUGAGGGCCAUGUGGAGGAGCGCCCCCCUGAGGGAAAUCUCCCAGCCAGAGUCCAAAAAUAAAAGGUGCGGCUAUGUGAACCACGCCACAUGUGGUAACUCGAGCCGAGCCGCUAGUACGUAGAGUCAGCCGGCCCCCGCCGCCGUCUGCAUAUAGAACGUGCCGGGCAGUCUGGAAACUGUGGGGGUAGGGGUGGCAGGGGGACUUGUGAAUGUUGUACAAUACACUUUAUAGAAAAUCUCUCCUAUUUUUUCAAGUGAUAUACCAUUUUUUUUGUACAUUUGUAUUGCGUGUAAAUCUGGCCGAUUUAUUUUCUGGAACCUGUAUCAAUGAGCCAGUAAAUGGUUUGCAUUAAAGUACUAAAAUAAUAUAA